AUGAACACAGAGUUAUCCCUCACGAACGGCUCGGAUACAAAUUCAGAUUCUUCGCGGCUCUGCGACGCCUGCAAGGAAUUUGAUGUCAACAUCAAGGAUCACAUUGUAACCCUGACGAGGACUUUGGAUGUAAUUUCGAAGGAGCUGGCACGCAGCCGAGAGCGACGGUGUUCACUAGGCUCAAAUCAACCGUCUAUAUGGCCUAGUCUACGAAAACUAUGGCGGGAUCUCGCUCGCGCUCAACUAACGUUCUGGGACGGAGAUGAGGAGGAAGGGGAGGACGAGCAGGGAAAUGAGAAGCGCAAACAACAGGACCUUAGAAUUCUUUGCACGAGUUUGGCUAAAUUCACCAGGAAUCUCGUCGCCGAUGUUCCCAGUAAUCAGAAUUUGGCUUUCGAGAACGAGGUGGAAAUUAGACGGUUGUUGCAUUACCAUUCCUCUUGGACAGCCAACCAGGACUCAGAAAGCUUUCCUGUAACGAGGAUGCUCACACAGACGCUGUCAAAUAUCGUAACGGCCAAUAAUGAACUCAUGACAAAGCUGUGGAAUAUUUAUUUGAAUCUACCGGAAGACCAGGUCGUCCUGAUUCGACUUUUGGCUUCCCCAGACGAAGGGACCGUUCUUGCCGUCAUGGUUCUCAUCCUAAACUGCGUAUACGAGAACAAAGCCAGGGCGUAUAUGCUCUGCAAAACUUCUAUUGGAUGCCGUAUAUGCGUGUCCCUUCUUGAUGGUAUGUCCAGGCUGUACGAGGCACACGAAGACAGCGAUGGUGCUAGGGCCUUCGAUGUCGGAUAUGACAUAUUUCUCCAACUUACCACGGCAGGGCUGGUCCCUGAACUAUAUUCUCGACUAUUAGUUGACGACGAGAUCGCUACGCCACAUCAAACAACGCUACUAAAGCUUGUCGACUCCUACCUCCAAUCCGUCACGGCGACGGCGAUAGUGUCGACGCCAGCAAUGCGCAAAAUAAACCGGAAACUUUGUCCGAUGCUAUCAAAGGGUUUCUUCACAAAAGCCGUCUAUACGCAGCACGCCAUCAAGCGAUUCCUUGGAGAGGAAGUCCAACGCGAUGGCAACCCCACCCAAUCGCCAUCCGAAAAUACGGGAGAGGCUCCACCAAUCGAAUUGGAUGUGAUGUUGCCCAAGGUUUGUGAAGCGUUGGUUCUCAUCACCCAGUGCAUCAGCACGAUCACGCUGGAACCCGAGGAGCGCGAGCUGAGCCCCAUUGAAGAGCAGGAGAAGGCGGCAUCCAGCUCCACCUUGCGCUCUGCACGGUCAUUCGCUACGUUUCGAGAAUAUUUCAAUGAGACCCGAUACGCAGAUAACGGGCUUGUAGAGACCCUAAUUGAAACUUUACGACUUCUCGAUAAAUUCCUUCCUCGAAUAAAUUUUGGGAGACCCGUUUCCCGAAAUGAGUCCUCGCCCUCGCCCACGGCUGCGGCGAACGUGGCUUCAUCAGGGACUCACCAGGCCCAAGGUUUCUCAUACCUUAAGCGAGAUCUCGUUCGAUUGCUGGGUAUUCUCUGUCAUUCCACUAGAUCCGUCCAGGAUCGUGUCAGGAAGUGUGGCGGCAUCGAAGUCGUUAUGAAUUUGUGCGUGGUAGAUGAGCGCAACCCAUAUUUACGGGAACAUGCGAUAUUCACACUGCAUAAUUUACUCGAAAACAAUCCAGAAAACCAGCAACUUGUUGAUGGGAUCAAACCCAUGGGGACCUGGGGGGAGGACGGAGUUCUCCAGGACGUUCCUGGCGCUGUACGCCGAUGA
Molecule: messenger RNA, 1764 nt
Organism: Pleurotus ostreatus (oyster mushroom)
Lineage: Eukaryota; Fungi; Basidiomycota; Agaricomycetes; Agaricales; Pleurotaceae
Exons: 11
Coding region: 1-1764 (587 amino acids)
Cellular component (GO): cytosol
Source: RefSeq, a predicted model, not a curated record